CUUCCUGUCCGUCCACGCGUUUUGUUGAACUUCCGUUUCACAGCAGCUACAACGAGCUAGAAUAGCUAGUUGGAAUAUCGUUUUAAUUUUUCUUCGGCUCGUUUAUCGUUGACCAGGCAAUCAUGUCUAGUCACGAAGCCGCCAACAUGAAGCUUCCACCGAUCCAGUCCACAGCCGGUGCCGUUCCGAUCCGGAACGAGAAAGGUGAGCUCACCAUGGAGAAGGUGAAGGUGAAGCGCUAUGUGUCCGGUAAGCGUCCUGACUACGCCCCCAUGGAGUCUUCAGACGAGGAAGAUGAGGAGUUCAAGUUUGUGAAGAAGGGGGUGGAGGCGGAGCCGGAGGUGGAGCCACAGGAGGAGGACGUCUCCGACCCGCGUCUCCGGCGUCUGCUCAACCGGACCUCCGAGGAUGUGGAGGAGAGGUUAGCGAGGCACAGGCAGAUCGUUGAGCCUGAAGUCGUGGCCGAGAGCAGCGAGGACUCGGACGAGGGAACGUGGCAUCCUGAGCGCGAAGACAGCAGUGAGGAAGAAGAGGAGGAGGAGGAAGAAGUGGAUGAUGAGGAAAUUGAGCGGCGACGAGCGAUGAUGCGCCAGCGAGCGGUGGAGCGGAAGAACGAGGAGAUGGAAGUGAUGGAGGUGGAGGAGGAGGUGAAGUCGGGGGAGGAGUCCGAGUCUGAGUCAGAAUACGAGGAAUACACAGACAGCGAGGACGAGGCGGAGCCGCGACUCAAACCGGUCUUCAUCCGCAAGAAGGACAGAAUCACGGUGGCGGAGCGCGAAGCCGAGGAGCUGAAACAGAGGGAGCUGGAGGCCGAGGCCAAGCGGCAGACGGAGGAGCGCCGCCGCUACACUCUGAAAAUCGUCGAGGAGGAGGCCAAGAAAGAGUUCGAGGAGAACCGGCGCACGCUGGCCGCUCUGGAAGCGCUGGACACGGACGGAGAGAACGAGGAGGACGAGUACGAGGCCUGGAAGGUCCGAGAGCUGAAGCGCAUCAAGAGGGACAGAGAGACACGAGAAACGAUGGAGAAGGAGAAGUCCGAGAUUGAACGAUUCCACAACCUGACGGAGGAGGAGCGGCGGGCGGAGCUCCGGAACAGCGGCAAGGUCGUUACCAACAAAGCCCAGAAGGGCAAAUACAAGUUCCUACAGAAGUACUACCACAGAGGAGCGUUCUUCAUGAAUGAGGAGGAGGAUGUGUAUAAGAGAGAUUUCAGCGCUCCUACUCUGGAAGAUCACUUCAACAAAACCAUCUUACCCAAAGUCAUGCAGGUGAAAAACUUUGGCCGGUCGGGUCGCACCAAGUACACCCACCUGGUGGACCAGGACACGACGUCGUUCGACUCGGCCUGGGCUCAGGAAAGCGCUCAGAACAGCAAGUUCUUUAAGCAGAAGGCGGCCGGCGUGAGGGAUGUGUUCGAUCGGCCCACCGUGAAGAAGAGGAAGACCUAAGAAGAUCCUGGUGAGCGCUGGAGGGAAGCCUGCGAUGUCCAAUCCUUCUCCAAACACAUGAACUGAUCAUCCUACUUUGUUUCACCUGGCAUAGUCGGCCUAUAAGUCUAAGGAAGCAGCUGGAUUUGUGUAAUUUUGUAAAUAACCUACCAGUUUAGUUUUAGUGGCGUCUGUUCAAGUACAGCUAUUUGAAUUAAACACACUUGUUUUUA
Messenger RNA from Xiphophorus couchianus (Monterrey platyfish), 1660 nucleotides. RefSeq names its product microfibril associated protein 1 (gene mfap1). The transcript has 8 exons. The record is from RefSeq and is a predicted model, not a curated record. NCBI's taxonomy places the organism in Eukaryota, Metazoa, Chordata, Actinopteri, Cyprinodontiformes, Poeciliidae. The coding region runs from base 123 to 1448 and encodes 441 amino acids.